Rhopalosiphum padi (bird cherry-oat aphid) is the source of this 1338-nucleotide messenger RNA. Its product is annotated as tigger transposable element-derived protein 4-like. Lineage: Eukaryota; Metazoa; Arthropoda; Insecta; Hemiptera; Aphididae. Gene Ontology annotation, molecular function: DNA binding. The transcript has 3 exons. Gene Ontology annotation, cellular component: nucleus. The record is from RefSeq and is a predicted model, not a curated record. Bases 1 to 1338 code for a protein of 445 amino acids.
AUGGCUCAAAAAAGAAAAUUAACAACAUUAUCACUGGCAGAAAAAGUGAACUUGCUUAAAAUUAUUGAAAAAGGCGAAAAAAAAACAAGACAUAGCCAAAGAUUUUGGAAUUCCGGCGAAAAAAAAAUGAAACUAGGAGAAUACUCUGACAUAGAAUCAUGUUUAUUAAAAUGGUUUCAACAAUGUCUUGACAAAAAAAUUCCAAUUAAUGGACCUAUUCUACGAGAAAAAGCUGAAGAGUUUGGACAUAAGUUAGGGCAUGAACAUUUUAAAGCUAGCAGUGGAUGGUUAACAAAUUGGAAAAUCAGAAAUAGCGUUGUAUUUAAACAAGUUUGUGGUGAAAGUGGCGCUGUAGAUGUACAAAAAUGUUCCGUAUGGAUAAAUAAUUUACCGAAACUCAUCGAAAAUUAUUCACCAGACGAUAUUUUUAAUGUAGAUGAAACAGGAUUAUUUUUCAAAUGUUUACCUGACAAAACAUUCAUAUUUAAAGGCCAAUCUUGUUCAGGUGGAAAACAUAGUAAAGAAAGAGUAACACUUCUGUUAGGGGCAAAUAUGUCGGGCACAGAAAAAUUAAGACCACUUCUGAUUGGUAAGUCGAAAAAACCACGAUGUUUUAAACAAAUAAAAUCAUUACCAUUAGAUUAUUAUGCGAACAAAAAAUCCUGGAUGACGUCUGAAAUUUUUAAUUUGUGGUUAAUUAAAUUAGAUAAAAAAAUGGUCUCCGAAAAAAGAAAAAUCUUACUUUUUAUUGAUAAUUGUACUGCACACAAUUUAACCUCGACUUUUAAUGCUAUUAAAGUGCAGUUUUUACCUCCUAAUACUACGUCUGUAUUACAACCAUUAGACCAAGGCAUAAUAUAUAAUUUUAAAAUAUUUUACAGAAAAGAAAUGGUAAAAAAAAUUGUAUCGGCUAUAAAUGAUACCAAUCAAAUUGUAAUAAACAUAUUGGAUGCUAUACGGCUAUGCGAUAAAGCAUGGCGACACGUAAAAAAAGAAACGAUCGUAAACUGUUUUACAAAAUCAGGUUUUAGAACUUCGACUGAAAAUAUUCCAGAUGAACCUUCUGAUGAUAAUAACGAUGAAUGGGAUCAAUUAAAUAUUAAUGAAACUUUUACGUCAUACGUCAAUGUCGAUGAAAAUUUGGAGAUUUGUGGAGAAUGGACUGAGAACGAUAUUAUCUCCGAUAUAUUGGACAAAGAUAACGAAGAAGAAAUUGAAGACCAACAAAUACAAUCCACCAUUACAAAUAAAGAAGCGAAACUUGCAUUAGAAACAUUACGUAAAUAUAUUGAAGGCAAUGAAGGUAUGGAAGAUUUAUUUAAACCACUAGGAAUGUAA